This is a messenger RNA of Sinocyclocheilus grahami, 463 nucleotides long. Its product is annotated as ATP-dependent 6-phosphofructokinase, liver type-like. Gene Ontology annotation, molecular function: ATP binding; 6-phosphofructokinase activity; fructose-6-phosphate binding. Gene Ontology annotation, cellular component: 6-phosphofructokinase complex; membrane. NCBI's taxonomy places the organism in Eukaryota, Metazoa, Chordata, Actinopteri, Cypriniformes, Cyprinidae. The transcript has 4 exons. The record is from RefSeq and is a predicted model, not a curated record. Gene Ontology annotation, biological process: fructose 1,6-bisphosphate metabolic process; canonical glycolysis; fructose 6-phosphate metabolic process. The annotation marks the transcript as partial.
GAUUGGUUCAUGGUGUUGAUGUUUUGGUGUGUGUAGAGCAGUAAGAUGGGUGUGGAGGCCGUGGUGGCUCUGCUGGAGGCGACUCCGGAGACGUCUGCGUGUGUGAUCAGUCUGUCUGGGAAUCAGGCCAUGCGUCUGCCGCUCAUGGAGUGCGUGAACAUGACGAAAGAGGUUCAGAAAGCCAUGAACGAGAAGAGGUUUGAAGAAGCCAUUCAGCUGCGUGGAAAGAGUUUUGAGAACAACUGGAACACGUACAAGCUUUUAGCUCAUCAGAAACCAGCUCUGUCUAAGAGUAAUCACUCUAUGGCGAUCCUGAACGUCGGCGCUCCGGCCGCGGGGAUGAACUCCGCUGUGAGGUCUGCGGUUCGAGUGGGACUCGCUCACGGUCACCGGGUUUACACUGUCCAUGACGGCUUCGAGGGUCUGGCCAAAGACGCGGUGAGGACCGCUGACAUGAGAGUGU